Hemibagrus wyckioides is the source of this 3759-nucleotide messenger RNA. RefSeq names its product putative C-type lectin domain family 20 member A. The record is from RefSeq and is a predicted model, not a curated record. NCBI's taxonomy places the organism in Eukaryota, Metazoa, Chordata, Actinopteri, Siluriformes, Bagridae. The transcript has 8 exons. Bases 356 to 1312 code for a protein of 318 amino acids.
UGGAAAUCAGGUCAUGUCACACGUCAGAAUCUUUCCAGGAUUAAAAGGACAGGGGAAGUAAACACAUAAGAUUUGAGAGAGUUUUGUGUGAGCAGUGAAAACAGAGCUACAGAAGAAACAGCAGCCUUCAGAUUUUUACAUUACAGUGAAACACGUGAACAAAGACUAGGACUAUGGAACAUUAACACAGACUAGAUAAACAUGGAAUGAACAUGGCAUGGAUCAGACAAUCCACAAUGAUGGUGUGCAGUGGUUGAUGGAUGCUGUAAUCCCCCAGAGCUAUUGGUCCUAAACUGACACCUGAUGAUGAUAUAAAGCUUGAUUAGAUAAUCAUUUCCAAAGCUAGCUGUCCAUCAUGAAGCUGAAUCUUUUUCUUCUCCUGCUUCUCACUGGUCUGGUCCCAGUUGUUAUCCUGCAAACUGCCCUUUACAAAUAUUACCUGAUGAUGACAAAGCUGAACUGGUCUGAUGCACAGAAUUACUGCAGGGUGAACUACAAUGACCUGGCAAAAUUCCAAAGUGACAGUGAUUGGCAAAGUUUGAUAACAGAAGCAACAAGCAAAGGUCUGUCAGGACCUGCUUGGGUUGGAAUAUACAAUGAUAUCAAUAGCUGGCGCUGGUCCUUAAACGAGCUCCCACUGAAGAAUGUCCCUUAUACCUGCUGGGCCUCUGGAGAGCCUGAUAAUAUUGGUGGAAAAGAAGCCUGUGGUAUCAUAGCUACCUAUAAUGCAUGGUCGGAUGUACCAUGCACAGGACUAAGACCUUUCAUCUGCUACAAUGCUAAUUUCAUUGGUGCUGCCAGGUUCAUUGCCAUCACCACUCGUCUGAGCUGGUCUCAAGCUCAGGCUUACUGCCGAACACAUCACACAGACUUGGCCAGCGCUCUUAACAGUUCAGACAAAAACAUGUUAUGGCAGAUAACAAAUAUUCAGGGUGAUUCCUGGAUUGGGCUCUACAGAGACACAUGGAAGUGGUCAGAUGGGACCAUUGCUACAUACAUCCCAUGGGCUCUUGGACAACCUGAUAAUUCUGGAGGACAUGAGAGUUGUGUAAUACUUUAUAAUGGACAGCUCCAUGAUGCACCCUGUACUAACUUGUAUAAUUACUUCUGUCAUUUCUUCAUCACGUGGAGUCGGAUAGUGAGACUGCAGGUGAAGUCUGAUGGCAGUGUGUUUGAUCCUGCUGUGCAGUCGUCCAUUGUAGAGCAGAUCAAGCAGAACCUAAAAGAAAAAGGCAUGUUGGAGAACACUACAGUGACCUGGAGGGUGCAGCCAGAUGGAAAUAUCUUCCACAAGAUAACAGAUGGCCUGUAACAUCUAAAUGCUCACCUUCAAGUCAAGCAGGUUUAUUUAACCUACAAUAUUCAAGCUUUAAUCAGUAGGGGGAGUCAGAGGACAAGAUCAAAAAGUAGAUGAACACAUAAUUUUAUUGCUCUGUUUAUAACACACCUACUUAACCUUAAAUUUAACAUCAGUUUUCAGUGUUCUGUCAAAUAAUAUUUAAUAUGUUCAGCUUUUGCUGCAAGUGGCCACAGUGAUAUGGAGAAAGUUAAAUAGAGUUUGUUCAAAUAAUGGGUUUAAUACAUCAGUGUGUCGUAGUAAAGAAUAAUUCCUUUAUAGAGAAUGUAAUAGAACCUAUAAAUACAAUGUGUGUACUUUGAACAGAUAGAUAUAAUGCACUUGCUACUAUUACUGUCAUAUUCUUCUUCUUUUUCUAAUUAGAAAUAUUAACUUAUUUCUUGUAUUUUAUACAUGAAUAUAUUCACUAAACAAUUUUAAAUAUAUAGGGUCAGAAUUUUGUUAAAACUAUUAGUAGGACCUUUCUGAGGAAUACCUAGACCAGAAGUGCUCACUCCAGUUCCCAGCAUUUACACUCUGACUGCUGGACAUUUGUAGCUUUGUCAGGAACUGAUGAUUAUGGGCUCGGCUGCAUGCCAGGAACUAUGAUAAAAUGUACUAUGGCAAUAGUAUGGGAUAACAUUUAGCAGAAGACAUGUAGAUAUCAGCAUGUGAAAGGUUACACAAAUGUAACACACUGUUAGCAUGUGGUAAAACGUAUGCCAAAUUCACACUACAUGAUUUUAGCCCUGAUUUUCAGUCUCCGACUAGUUUUGCAAAAUCAAGGCAAAUCGGAGCUCAUGACAAUCGCGCAGUGUGAAUUACCAAAAACUCGAUCUGACUGAGUCGCAGAAAUAUUUGGCAUGCUAUGUAUCUGGACCUGUCUGCAACUUAAAAUCCUGCAGUGUGAAAGGAGUUCUGACUGAAAAAUGCCUCGGCAAUUACCUACUGCCAAUGAGAGAGCGAGAUACAGGGCAGCGGGCAGUUCGGGGAGGAGUUAUAGACCACAAUAUCAGCAAGCAUGGCUUCAGUUGGAGCCCAAUAUUAUAGUUUUGCAAAAUUGCAAAUUGCAAAAUUAUUCAUUUGUUCAAUUCUGCAGAAAGCACAAUCUUUGUUCCCCGCACAGACCAUUUGGAUCGCAAACUUUUUGUGGGGUUCCAUUUCCAGUCUCGCGUGAGAAUUCUGAUCUAUGUGCUGGUUUGUUAACCUAGCCGCUUUCAUGAGUCUUUUGGUUUCUUCUCUAGAAAAAAAAACUUUCUUUCAUACUUAGCCCUCUGUAGUGAUCAUUCAGACCUUUUAUAUUUUAAAUAAUAGUUUUAACUUUAACUGAUGAUAAAUAGCUAAUAAAAUUGUAAUUCGAGUUGUAAUUUCUAUUUUAGACAUAAUUUAUAACUGGAUAUUAAUUUAAUCUCACCAAAACAUCUUUGUCUUAUGAAAUUGUGUAAUGAUACUAAGACUGAGAGAUUUAUAUUCAAGUGCUAUGUGUCGUGCAAACCUAACACAGGCUGGUCCCUUAAUUAACUUCAUUGCUACUCUGGGAUCUAAUCAAAUGCCAUCAAUAGAAAAACGCUGUUCUUUAGAAGUAUGAGCUUUAUCAAAAAUGGCUAGCUUACCAAGAUAAACUAGCUAGCAUGGUGCUAUUCCCUUUUCCAUUAUAAAACAGGACUUCAUAGAUGUAAAGAUUUUGAAGGUCUGUCUGAUGCAGUAAUCCCUGCAGUGAUAGUGCUACCAGUCCCACUGUGUGUAAGGCACUUGCUCUAAAAUCUCUGAAGUGUAAAAGCAGAAAAGGAUCACAUUUGGAAAAAUUUCAUUGCUCAUCUCUGGUGAAACUGAAUGAAGUUUGGUCAGCAUUUGGUCUUGUUUAAAUAGCUGAUCUCCACAGUAGUCAUGAUAAGUGUGUUUUACAUGUUUGAUUUACUCACUCACAUACUUAUGAAGCAUUAAACCAAAAAUAAUUUUCUUACUUUCCUGCAUUGUUUCCUAUUGUUUUCAGUUUACAUUAUUUCACUCCCACAAUGGAAUGAAAAACUGUCUCUCAUUGCCCAGAUGGUCAUUUACUAAAGCAUCCAAGAUAACAUUAUGCAUGUGUCCAGUAAUCCAAUAUUCUAUUCUUUAUUUAUUUAUCUAUUUAUUUUCUAUACCUUUUCAUGACCUUUGGUCUUAAAAACAUCAUUAGUGCCUUUUAAGAGAAGGGAAAGUCAAAAUGGAAAUUCCUUUCUGUCAUCUGUGAUGUAAAUUCUUAUCAUUUGUUUGUCUCAAGAUGAGCACUGAUUUGUGUACGAAAUAGAAUGAUAAGUAGUCAGGAGAAGAUCUGUAACAAAACUUUUAAAGAAACAGCAACAGAUUUCAGGAUUGAGGUAUGUUUGAAGUAUGUCUGAUGAUUAAAUUGUACACAUUAUCAUCAGAAAUGUGUGUUUGGUUAU